This is a messenger RNA of Coregonus sp. 'balchen', 15223 nucleotides long. The record is from the annotation of a GenBank genome assembly. NCBI's taxonomy places the organism in Eukaryota, Metazoa, Chordata, Actinopteri, Salmoniformes, Salmonidae.
AUGCAACAUUUAUUGGAUGCCAACGGCUGUUAAACCUAAUCGAAGAAGUAGACACUAAAGAAGAAGACGGAGAAGAAGUUUACGGAAAAUGGCAAGCUGGGGCAGGGUUGCUGGAGUUUUGAGAAACUUUUGGAGGAGACCUUGGUCGUACAGAACGCUGCAUCGUGCCCUGGGACCAGGCGUUGUGGGGUCUGUCGUUGGAAGCGGACUGAUAUAUUAUCACUUUGAGCCGAGCAAGAGGUUUUUGCCCUUCACCGUCCAUGCCGAGGAGGAAAAGGUAAAGUAUCUUUGGUAAAGUGGCGCAGCUAGCUGGCUGGCUAUCUGUAACGCGUUAGCUAGUUAGCCACGAACUUUGAGCUAACUAGCUAUCCGAACUUGCCAUGAAUCUUGCUAGUUAGCUGUCAGUGCCUGGUGAAUCAUUAUUUGUAUGCUAAACUCGUCUACCAGGCAUUAUCACAACUGAAUAUUAGUACAGUACACAAGUAAACAGCCAUAUUAAGGACGAUGCGCGGCGUCCUAUAUUGUAGUAGGCCUAUAUUAAACAACAAGUAGCCUAUUUAGCUAAGGCUCGGCGUACAAAUAAUAUGGUAGCUAGUUAGCUCAAUGUUUUUUGGAUCCAAUCAACAUUUGAGAAUACUGUGGUGCAUUCAGUACGACAGAACGGUGUUAAACGUUUAAUUAGACGGAAACGGUACUGUACUGAACGACCAGUUGAAGAACGGCAUGAUGAUUGUGUGUGUUCUUUAUAUUUGGUGUAUGGGUGUGCUCCACGGUUUUUGUGAAAUGUCGUUCAACACAAUCCGACACUCAACAUAGCAAACGUUGAACCGAAGUGAACACAGAUUGGUGCACCUCCCAGUUGAUUCCAAUGAUGUCACACAUCUUUGGAUCAUUGGUGACUCUCCUAUGUUUUCUUAGCCCCACAAGUUUGCUGUCAUGUAAACAGUUAAUAACUUGUAAGUACAGUUAUUAUAACAGUAACAUUCUGUCAUAGGGCAUAACAUUGAAGAAGUGUUUGAGUUAAGUCACGCUAAAAUGACUACCUGUUUAACAGCUCGUGUCCCACGUUGAAAGGUAUAUCCAUAGUCGGUUGACAGUUCUUAUUAAACCCUUACAUCAGUGUUUCCCAACCCUGGUCCUCGAGGACCCCCAACAGUACACAUUUUCAUUGUAGCCCUGGACAAACACACCUCAUUCAACUCAUUGAGGGCUUGAUGAUUAGUUGACAAGUUGAAUCAGGUACUCGAGGACUAGGGUUGGGAAACACUGCCUUACAUCACCGCACCAAGCAGUGCACAAUAAAGUAUUAAAUCCAGUUGUUAGAUGCUACUUCUACUUCCUGUCUGUGGCAGCACGAUGGCCAUAUUGCGAGGUUGAUUAACUAGGACAAACGGGUGUGAAACAGACAGGGAAUGUGACCUUGCUCUGAGGAGACAGGAAGAGAUGGUGACUCUGGCCUUGGCCAGGGGCUGCUUUACAAGUGGGAUGCACUGUUGAGCGCUACAUCCCGAGGGGUUCGUGCUGAAUGUACGGAGAUUGUGACAGCCGGUUAAAUGGCGUCCCUAGACAAGGCAAGAACUAGAUGUAUGUCAGGAGAAGGGCAGUACUAUCAUAAUAAUAGUUAUACUUGGAAUACGGAGGAAUAAUGGAGGGGAAAAGAGAGGCAGAGGAGGUCUAAGAGAGAGGGAGGAAGAGGGUGAGCUUGAGUCAGUUCAAAAUCAAAUCAAAUCAAAUCAAAUGGCGGGGAAAAUGGAGAUGGUUUGUUAAAGAAGAAUGGUAGAAAGUGUAAGCAGAGUGAGUUGAAGACAAGAGGAGAAAUGGAAGUGAAUGAGGGAGGUAUCGGAGGUGGUAGGUGUGGUGACGUUCUCGGAGCCCGAGAUUUGCACCGAGGGUCAGGAUAAAGAUGAGUCUGUGACAGUAGGAGUCAAGCUUUUGAAAAAGUGGAUCCUUGCCUUUUGGCUGAUCCAUUUGUGGUUUCAGGGUGGGUGAAAACAGAGUUGGGUGCUGUGGAAUCAGUGAGGGUAACCAGAAGUGGUCUGGUGAUAAUUGUUUGUGUUUCUGCUGGUCAGAGGGAGCAGGCGCUCCAUGUUUAACUAAUGGGGGCAAUAGAUGUGAAUUGUUUUGCUCUCAAGAAAAGGGUGCCAUUGAAAGGCAUGUAAAUAUGAAAGCUGGGUAAGAUUCCCAGUGUUUGUGAUGCUCGUCAUUUGGUGGGAUGCAGACAGGGUGGCGUGAGUGAAGAAACAGAAGAGUCAUUGUCUGUUCUUUUGAGUUUUGAUGUUGAGUCUUUGCCCGACAAAGUGAUGUUAGGAUAUAUAAGUUAUCCGGUACGAGCUUUUGUGCAGAAUACAUUACGUUAUUACAGGUGUCAAGUUUAUGGGCAUGUGGCAGCAGUGUGUAGGAGGGAGGUUCCUAGGUGUGAGAAGUGUGCGGAAGGGCAUGAGACAAAGGAAUGCGUAGCAUUGGGGAAAGUAGUGGUAUGUGUUAAUUUUAGGGGUGCCCAUGGGGCUGGGGAUCCGAAAUGUCCGGUGCGAGAGAGGCAGGUUGAGGUUACCAGGGUUAGAGUAUUGCAGAAGUUGUCAUAUGCUGAGGCAGGAAAGAUGGGUCAAGGGGGAGGGAUCCUGAGAGGACUGGUGUGAGUAGUAGAUCUGUACCAGUACAGAGGAUAAACCAACAAGUGAUAUAUGUUUCAGUAAGAUUGGAUUUUUGGCAUUUAUAGCAAUGGUUAUCAACUGUACUGCAGGGAUGGAACGUAAGUCGCAGAAAAUAGAGGUAGUGGUGGCAGCUGCAGAGAGGUAUUUGGGUGUGCAAGACUUGAUGCCAGAAGAGUUACAGGUUGUGUUAAGUGGUGGUGUCCCAUCCUUUCAGGCUGUUGGCCUGAGGUAGGAAUAACUACUGGAGUAUGGUAGUUAUUAUUAUAGUUUUUUGUAUUUUUUGAGAGUGUAGGGUAUUGGUUGUAUUUUUAUUUAUUUUUUAAAGCAAGGUAUAAGGGAGUUAUACUCCAGUCUAGUAGGUGGCGGUAAUGCAACAUUUAUUGGACACCAACCGCCGUUAAACCUCAUUGAAGAAGAAGAAACAAAUCUCCCGACAUGGGAAAAGGGCCGCUAAACAGGUACUUUCACAAGUCUGGAAUUAAGUCGCACGGUUUGCUAGUGAUAUGCUCAUAGACCUCGUUCAUCGAGGCCUAUGGGCUAAUGUUUUCUAUGUAUUGGGAAAUUGUGCAAUCAGUAGAUACAUUGAUAGAAGCAAGCAAAUAAAAUGUACAGUUGAAGUCGGAAGUUUACAUACACCUUAGCCAAAUACAUUUAAACUGACAUUUAAUCCUAGUAAAUAUUCCCUGUCUUAGGUCAGUUAGGAUCAUCACUUUAUUUUAAGAAUGUGAAAUGUCAGAAUAAUAGUAGAGAGAAUGAUUUAUUUCAGCUUUUAUUUCUUUCAUCACAUUCCCAGUGGGUCAGAAGUUUACAUACACUCAAUUAGUAUUUGGUAGCAUUGCCUUUAAAUUGUUUAACUUGGGUCAAACGUUUCAGGUAGCCUUCCACAAGCUUCCCACAAUAAGUUGGGUGAAUUUUGGCCCAUUCCUUCUGACAGAGCUGGUAUAACUGAGUCAGGUUUGUAGGCCUCCUUGCUCGCACACACUUUUUCAGUUCUGCCCACAAAUGUUCUAUAGGAUUGAGGUCAGGGCUUUGUGAUGGCCACUCCAAUACCUUGACUUUGUUGUCCUUAAGCCAUUUUGCCACAACUUUGGAAGUAUGCUUGGGGUCAUUGUCCAUUUGGAAGACCCAUUUGCGACCAAGCUUUUAACUUCCUGACUGAUGUCUUGAGAUGUUGCUUCCAAUAUAUCCACAUAAUUUUCCUUCCUCAUGAUGCCAUCUAUUUUGUGAAGUGCACCAGUCCCUCCUGCAGCAAAGCACCCCCACAGCAUGAUGCUGCCACCCCCAUGCUUCACGGUUGGGAUGGUGUUCUUCGGCUUGCAAGCUAUCCCCUUUUUCCUCCAAACAUAACGAUGGUCAUUAUGGGCAAACAGUUCUAUUUUUGUUUCAUCAGACCAGAGGACAUUUCUCCAAAAAGUACGAUCUUUGUCCCCAUGUGCAGUUGCAAACCGUAGUCUGGCUUUUUUAUGCCGGUUUUGGAGCAGUGGCUUCUUCCUUGCUGAGCAGCCUUUCAUCUUAUGUCGACAUAGGACUCGUUUUACUGUGGAUAUAGAUACUUUUGUACCUGUUUCCUCCAGCAUCUUCACAAGGUCCUUUGCUGCUGUUCUGGGAUUGAUUUGCACUUUUCGCACCAAAGUACGUUCAUCUCUAGGAGACAGAACGCAUCUCCUUCCUGAGCGGUAUGACUGCUGUGUGGUCCCAUGGUGUUUAUACUUGCGUACCAUCGUUUGUACAGAUGAACGUGGUACCUUCAGGCAUUUGGAAAUUGCUCCCAAGGAUGAACCAGACUUGUGGAGGUCUACAAUUAUUUUCCUGAGGUCUUGGCUGAUUUCUUUUGAUUUUCCCAUGAUGUCAAGCAAAGAGGCACUGAAUUUGAAGGUAGGCCUUGAAUACAUCCACAUGUACACCUCCAAUUGACUCAAAUGAUCAGAAGCUUCUAAAGCCAUGACAUCAUUUUCUGGAAUUUUCCAAGCUGUUUAAAGGCACAGUCAACUUAGUGUAUGUAAACUUCUGACCCACUGGAAUUGUGAUACAGUGAAUUAUAAGUGAAAUAAUCUGUCUUUAAACAAUUGUUGGAAAAAUUACUUGUCAUGCACAAAGUAGAUGUCCUAACCGACUUGCCAAAUCUAUAGUUUGUUAAAAAGAAAUUUGUGGAGUGGUUGAAAAACGAGUUUUAAUGACUCCAACGUAAGUGUAUGUAAACUUCCGACUUCAACUGUAUCCAUUAGCUAAUUGCUGUUUGCAUGAAAGUCUGUCAUUUGGCUAUGUGCCAAAAUAGUUGGUCAGGAGUACUGACAAUUAAUUCUAUAGCCAUUCUUAUCCAAUUUUCAGCUAUGCACUGCCCCUUAGUUUAGACUUUGUCCUCCUUUUAGUGCUAAUGCUUCCUUCUGUAUUAUAGGUGCUUCCAGUGUCCCAGACGUCUGCCAGACGGAUGCGCUUCAACCAGUUUGCCUCCAUGAUGUACGAUAAGGAACUCUACAUGACACCAAGGGAUUUCCUCUUCUCAAUCAUGCUGGAGAAUGUUGACCGUAAGUACAGUAGUAUCAAAUGAUGGUGUCCAUGUUGUAAAAUGGCCUACCUGUUUGAAAAGGGAUACUUUGUGAUGUAAUGAAUGUAAUUGUUUGGUAUAUGGCUACAUUGGCUAGACACAAGCUCCCUCUGGGUAAGUGUAUUGCAUUUUGUUCCAAGCAAGAACUGCUCUUUACUUUUCCUUUCUUCUGCUUGUAGGUAAAUUACAAAAUAAAGCUCUAACCAAAAAGGUGAGUGUUGGGAUCGGGUUAACUCAUUGUCAGAACUUGUUUUGGAUUUACUGUCGUCUUAUCAACAUGAGCAUUACAGCAAGAGAUUACUUUUAGUUGUUUCUCUUUGUAUAAUUUAUGAUACUUGGAGGAGGUGGAUAAGAUGCUGGAUGCUGCCACACGGGCCCAGGCAGGCAACAGUCUGUUCAGAAACUUCGGAGACGAUGGUACGUUUUCAUGCCAUGGUGAAAGAACCUCAAUGGUGCUAUGUGCUUUAUCAAAGUAAAAAGAUGCUGGCUAGUUAUACUUCAGGCAGGAAAAUAUGUAUUUGUUCAAUAUGUGGGAGUGUCAAUCUAAACGGUUUAAAUGAACACUCACUGAAAUGUUUGUGUGAUACAGAUGGCAUGUUUUGUGUCUUGCAGGUCUGAUAUCCUACACAGAGUACCUGUUCCUGUUGACUAUUCUGACCAGUAAGUUAUAGCAUGAUGUACAGUAGAAAAAGCCCUCCCUUUCAAUGACAUGCAUUGAACCUGCAUCCUCUCAUGCUUACACAGCACAUCUUACUUAAUCUGGGUUGUGUCCAUUAGGAGAACUGUAGCAAAAUGGUUUGCAACUGAAAACAAAAAGGAGUGUUUGUUAUUGGACAAGUUUAGUCGAUGUCAAUUGGCUAGCUAGUUAGCGGUAUCUACUCAGUUGAGCUCUGCCCGACUGCUGAGGUUGCUGCGGAGGAGGUCAAAGGGGGUGAGUGUAGCCUAGUAUCAUUCAAUAGGUGACGUCACCCACUCAAGGGCCGCAGCUUUUUCAUGGGUGACAGAUGUCGAUGUGUUCAGAGGCUCCCUGGUUUGAUCCCAGGUUGGGGCAGGGAGAGGAACGGAAGCAACAGUGUUAUGCAAGGACAGAAUGGUACCUUCCUGUUUCACUCAGUUUCAGAACAUUUUCUUCUGUUGGGUGCCUAGUGAACACAACCCUGGUUUAGCACAGAUGUAGCAUAUAGACGUGCCAAGGCAGUGCCACAUUAAAGCAUGUGAGAUCUCAUGCACUUUUCUGCAUGCACAGUCAUGCCUUGGCGGACCAGCGCAAACAUAAUGAAUGUGUGGCAACACCUUUGUACAGGAGCUGGAUUGGCGAGUUUCCGUUGCCCAUGAUAUUCUCAGGCUCUGCAUCUGAUUGUCUGCGCAUUAGGUUAACUUAAUUUAUUGACAGAGUACAUUAGAUUAGGCUAUCUAUCAUGUUUAGGAUAGUACAUUGUGUAGCCUGUUACUGUAAAACAUUGUGAAAAUUAUAAGAUGGUUAUGUAUGCAUUACUUGAAUUUGUGGGAUUUUCUAUGCCCUCCAAAGUUUAGUGCAGUGCCUGAAUAGCUGUGUAAAACUUAAAUGUAGCAGGACUGACUAAACCUGGGUGGUGGGUGUUCAGUAGGCACAAAAUUAAAAAUAACAUAUUCAAAAGGUCCAAUAGAACGCUAAUUUUCCUUUUCUAUUUAUAUUAUUAUUUUCUCAUAUUUAGCUAUUGAACACACUGCUCAUGUGGUAGUGUUUUGAUGACUUAACUUCCUAAUUCAAGAUGUUGCCCAGUCACCAACAAUGUUGUGCUUGAAUCAUUAUUUCAGAAGACCCUGCUGUUAACCGCUCAUCUUGUCGCUGCUUUGUUCUGUCCAAGCAGUACCUAGAUAAGCCUGUGAUGUUAUUUUCUAAUAGAAAAUGCAUUGUGUUAUUUCAGAGCCACACACAGGAUUUCAUAUAGCUUUCAAAAUGCUUGAUAUUGAUGGCAAUGAGCAUGUGGACAGAAAGGAGUUUCUCAAGGUAUGUUUUAUAAUCUAUAUUAUAAAAUGUUCCUUUUAUGAUAUCGUCGCUCUCUGAUGAAAACCUUGGAACUGCAUUUGUGGCCAAUUUUUUUUAUUGAUUGAAAGCAGUAAUCCCCCUCAAUGUACUCUGAACAUUUCAUGACUCUAGGACCAAGAAAAUAUAUUCAAAAUAGCUUCUGAAGCGUCAUAAUUGUAUGUUCGUUAAUGGGAAAAUUUGGUAAUUCUUUCAAUUUCCUGACACAUUUCUGGUUUGGAGAUGAGAGGUUUUCAUCAGACAGUGAUGAUGAUAUGCUUCUCAAGGAAUUUAUGGAUUUGUAUUUUCAUGUUGCAUAUACAGUGGCUUGCGAAAGUAUUCACCCCCCUUGGCAUUUUUCCUAUUUUGUUGCCUUACAACCUGGAAUUGAAAUGGAUUUUUUUGAGGUUUGUAUCAUUUGAUUUACACAACAUGCCUACCACUUUGAAGAUGCAAAAUAUAUUUUUUUGUGAAACAAACAAGAAAUAAGAAAAAAAAAUAGAACUUGAGCGUGCAUAACUAUUCACCCCUCCAAACUCAAUACUUUGGAGAGCCACUUUUUGCAGUAAUUACAGCUGCAAGUCUCUUGGGGUAUGUCUCAAUAAGCUUGGCACAUCUAGCCACUGGGAUUUUUGCCCAUUCUUCAAGGCAAAACUGCUCCAGCUCCUUCAAGUUGGAUGGGUUCCGCUGGUGUACAGCAAUCUUUAAGUCAUGCCACAGAUUCUCAAUUGGAUUGAGGACUAGGCUUUGACUAGGCCAUUCCAAGACAUUUAAAUGUUUCCCUUAAACCACUCGAGUGUUGCUUUAGCAGUAUGCUUAGGGUCAUUGUCCUGCUGGAAGGUGAACCUCCGUCCCAGUCUCAAAUCUCUGGAAGACUGAAACAGGUUUCCCUCAUGAAUUUCCCUGUAUUUAGCGUCAUCCAUCAUUCCUUCAAUUCUGACCAGUUUCCCAGUCCCUGCCGAUGAAAAACAUCCCCACAGCAUGAUGCUGCCACCACCAUGCUUCACUGUGGGGAUGGUGUUCUCGGGUGAUGAGAGGUGUUGGGUUUGCACCAGACAUAGCGUUUUCCUUGAUGGCCUAAAAGCUCAAUUUUAGUCUCAUCUGACCAGAGUACCUUCUUCCAUAUGUUUGGGGAGUCUCCCAUAUGUCUUUUGGCGAACACCAAACGUGUUUGCUUAUUUUUUUCUUCAAGCAAUGGCUUUUUUCUGGCCACUCUUCCGUAAAGCCCAGCUCUGUGGAGUGUACGGCUUAAAGUGGUCCUAUGGACAGAUACUCCAAUCUCAGCUGUUGAGCUUUGCAGCUCCUUCAGGGUUAUCUUUGGUCUCUUUGUUGCCUCUGAUUAAUGCCCUCCUUGCCUGGUCCGUGAGUUUUAGUGGGCGGCCCUCUCUUGGCAGGUUUGUUGUGGUGCCAUAUUCUUUCAAUUUUUUAAUAAUGGAUUUAAUGGUGCUCCGUGGGAUGUUCAAAGUUUCAGAUAUUUUUUUAUAACCCAACCCUGAUCUGUACUUCUCCACAACUUUUCCCCUGACCUGUUUGGAGAGCUCCUUGGUCUUCAUGGUGCCCCUAGCUUAGUGGUGUUGCAGACUCUGGGGCCGUUCAGAACAGGUGUGUGUGUGUGUGUGUGUGUGUAUAUACUGAGAUCAUGUGACAGAUCAUGUGACACUUAGAUUGCACACAGGUGGACUUCUGAAUUAUGUGACUUCUGAAGGUAAUUGGUUGCACCAGAUCUUAUUUAGGAGCUUCAUAACAAAGGGGGAGAAUACAUAUGCACGUACCACUUUUCCGUUAUUUUUUUCAUUUCACUUCACUAAUUUGGACUCUUUUGUGUAUGUCCAUUACAUGAAAUCCAUUUAAAUUACAGGUUGUAAUGCAACAAAAUAGGAAAAACGCCAAGGGGGAUGAAUACUUUUGCAAGGCUCUGUAGUAGUCUGUAUUCAGUCUAAUGUAUUGUAUAUCAAAGUAUAGUCGUGUAUAUCUAUAUCAAGUAUCCACACUGUUACAUUCCAAAAUAUUACCAACCCUUACAUGGACGUUACCCAGUUGGAGGUUUUAAAAUAAAUGCUCCUACAAAUAAUUUGAGUACUAUAGACUCUUGAUACUAACGCAGAGAGUCACAUGUUGUAUGGCCAGUACCUCAAGUCUGUGCACCAAUUUCUCCCACCUCAAUUGGUUCCUUCUGUCAAAACAUAGGCAUGUUCAUUCUAAGAGGUACCACAUUUUAUAUGUUACAGAAACUAGCUUGUAAACAUACUGUAUUUGCUAGUUGGCUUUAGCACAAUACAGUAUGCAUACAUUGCUACAAAAAUGCCUGUGACUGGUACAAUUUUGUACCAAACCAAUGAAAAGUUGAUUCCCUAAUUUCGAACAGAGGCUGGUGUGGACAUCAGCAACACUGGGAACCACAGGGUUUAGUUAGCGUUAAGAGACCUCUGUUGUGUGUUCCUACUGGGAAGAUGGGGUCCAAAACAUACUACACGUAAGCAUGUUAUGCACCUGACAAAGGAGAGAGAGGAGCAGCAUGGAUAAUCAUUCAGCAUGUUUGAGCGGAUCAGUGUGAGCAAGGCAAGUGAUCACUUUGAUCACAUCAUGAGUAGUAUUUGGGAUGCAAGGUGAUUUGUAGAUCAGUAAUUCUGUGUGGUCCAACUGCUGUGUAGUCGAUCUCAAACACACAGACACUGUUUGCUGUUUCAUACUGGCUCCAGUUUUAAUAUUAGUGAGGCAUUGUGGGUAGUAGGUAACCUUUUGACUAAUGAACAUUUCUCUGUUAUUGCUGACAUUUAUUGGAUAAUUCAGAUGAGUAAGAGGUAUGUAUGUGUUAUUAGUGGGUUUAUAACUGCAUUUUUUUACUGUAAGCUAGCUAAGAAAUGCUCUCACUAGUAGUAAAUGUUUUUAGCUUAAUCUUUUGUUGUUUAGUAUCUGCGUUAUUAUAAUACAAUAAAUAAUUGUUGCUGCUUUGUUUUGAUGAAGCUCAAGAAAAUCAUUGGGAAAAUAAAAGAGAAAGUGCCCAAGGAAGGUGCCACAGACAUGGUGAGUCAACACUAAACCUUCUUUUUAAGACUGAACUCCUUAGUCAUUUAUGUGACUUCGUGAAUGACAUUGAAUGGUCUUUGGGGAAAUGGCCAUUGAAAGCGCUAAGCCUUGCCAACUCUGUCAUUGUACAAUGAUGUAAAUGUAAACCAUUGCGUACCGGCUGGAAAACUGAUUGUGUUUACUCGUAUUUCAAGCGUGAUGGGGCUUGCAGUAAUAACAAAGGCAGGAAAUGUUGAAACUUGAUGUCAUCUUCACAGAAACCAGUCGUAGAGGAGGAUGGUGUGAACACUACACUGCAGGCAUUCUUCUUUGGCAGGAAUGGCGAAAACAAGCUUCAGUACAAUGGAUUCUGCAGGUAAAAUACACUACAUGACCAAAGGUAUGUGGACACCUGCUCAUUCCAAAGUCAUGGGCAUUAAAAUGGAGUUGGUCCACCCAUUGCUGCUAUAACAGCUUCCACUCUUCUGGGAAGGCUUUCCACUAUAUGUUGGAACAUUGCUGCGGGGACUUGCUUCCAUUCAGCCACGAGCAUUAGUGAGGUCAGGCAAUGAUGUUGGGCGAUUAGACCUGGCUCGCAGUCAGCGUUCCAAUUCAUACCAAAGGUCUCUGAUGGGGUUGAGGUUAGUGCUUUGUGAAGGCCAGUCAAGUUUUUCCACACCGAUCUCGACAAACCAUUUAUGUAUGGACCUCGCUUUGUGCACUGGGGCAUUGUCAUGCUGAAACAGGAAAGGGCCUUCCCCAAACUGUUGCCACAAAGUUGGAAGCACAGAAUUGUCUAUAAUGUCAUUGUAUGCUGUAUUGUUAAGAUUUCCCUUCACUGGAACUAAGGCGCCUAGCCCGAACCAUGAAAAACAGCCCCAAACCAUUGGUGAAGUGUGAUUCAUCACUCCAGAGAACACGUUUCCACUGCUCCAGAGUACAAUGGCGGCGAGCUUUACAACACUCCAGCCGAUGCUUGGCAUUGUGCAUGGUGAUCUUAGGCUUGUGUGCGGCUGCUUGGCCAUGGCAACCUAUUUCGUGAAGCUCCCGACUAACAGUUCUUAUGCUGAUGUUGCUUCCAGAGGCAGUUUGAAAACUCGGUAGUGAGUGUUGCAAUCGAGGACGGACGAUUUUUACGCGCUUCAGCACUCGGUGGUCCAGUUCUGUGAGCUUGUGUGGCCUACCACUUCGCGGCUGAGCCGUUGUUGCUCCUAGACAUUGCCACUUCACAAUAACAGCACUUAGAGUUGACCGGGGAAGCUCUAUCAGGGCAGAAAUUUGAUGAACUGACUUGUUGGAAAGGUAGAAUCCUAUGACGGUGCCACGUUGAAAGUCACUGAACUCUUCAGUUAGGCCAUUCUACUGCCAAUGUUUGUCUAUGGAGAUUGCAUGGCUGUGUGCUCGAGUUUAUACACCGGUCAGCAACGGGUGUGGCUGAAAUAGCCGAAUCCGCUAAUUUGAAGGGGUGUCCACAUACUUUUGUGUAUAUAUACACUACCGUUCAAAAGUUUGGGGUCACUUAGAAAUGUCCUCGAAAGAAAAACCUUUUUUUUUGUCCAUUAAAAUAACAUCAAAUUGAUCAGAAAUACAUUGUAGACAUUGUUAAUGUUGUAAAUGGCUAUUGUAGCUGGAAACUGCAGAUUUUUAAUGGAAUAUCUACAUAGGCGUACGGAGGACCAUUAUCAGCAACCAUCAGUCCUGUGUUCCAAUGGCACGUUGUUUGCUAAUCCAAGUUUAUCAUUUUUAAAAGGCUAAUUGAUCAUUAGAAAACCCUUUUGCAAUUAUGUUGGCACAGCUGAAAAUUGUUGUGCUGAUUUUAAAGAAGCAAUAAAACAGGCCUUCUUGAGACUAGUUGAGCAUCUGGAGCAUCAGCAAUUGUGGGUUUGAUUACAGGCUCAAAAUGGCCAGAAACAAAGAACUUUCUUCUGAAACUCGUCAGUCUAUUCUUGUUCUGAGAAAUGAAGGCUAUUCCAUGUGAGAAAUUGCCAAGAAACUGAAGAUCUCGUACAACGCUGUGUACUACUCCCUUCACAGAACAGCGCAAAUUGGCUCUAACCAUAAUAGAAAGAAGAGUGGGAGGCCCCGGUGCACAACUGAGCAAGAGGACAAAUACAUUAGUGUCUAGUUUGAGAAACAGACCCCUCACAGGUCCUCAACUGGCAGCUUCAUUAAAUAGUACCCGCAAAACACCAGUCUCAACGACAACAGUGAAGAGGCGACUCCGGGAUGCUGACCUUCUAGGCAGAGUUGCAAAGAAAAAGCCAUAUCUCAGACUAGCCAAUAAAAAUAAACGAUUAAGAUGGGCAAAAGAACGCAGACACUGGACAGAGGAAGAUUGGAAAAAAGUGUUAUGGACAGACGAAUCGAAGUUUGAGGUGUUCGGAUCACAAAGAAGAACAUUUGUGAGACGCAGACCAAAUGAAAAUAUGCUGGAGGAGUACUUGAUGCCAUCUGUCAAGCAUGGUGGAGGCCAUGUGAUGGUCUGGGGGUGCUUUAGUGGUAAAGUGGGAGAUUUGUACAGGGUAAAAGGGAUCUUGAAGAAGGAAGGCUAUCACUCCAUUUUGCAACGCCAUGCCAUACCCUGUGGACGGCGCUUAAUUGCAGCAAAUUUCCUCCUACAACAGGACAAUGACCCAAAGCACAGCUCCAAACUAUGCAUGAACUAUUUAGGGAAGAAGCAGUCAGCUGGUAUUCUUUCUAUAAUGGAGUGGCCAGUACAGUCACCGGAUCUCAACCUUAUUGAGCUGUUGUGGGAGCAGCUUGACCGUAUGGUACGUAAGAAGUGCCCAUCAAGCCAAUCCAACUUGUGGGAGGUGCUUCAGGAAGCAUGGGGUGAAAUCUCUUCAGAUUACCUCAACAAAUUGACAACUAGAAUGCCAAAGGUCUGCAAGGCUGUAAUUGCUGCAAAUGGAGGAUUCUUUGACGAAAGCAAAGUUUGAAGGACACAAUCAUUAUUUAUAACCUUGUCAAUGACUAUAUUUCCUAUUCAAACUCAUUUCAUGUAUGUUUUCAUGGAAAACAAGGACAUUUCUAAGUGACCCCAAACUUUUGAAAUGGUAGUGUAGGUGUACCUAAUCCUAGUAAAAUCAUGUUUUCUCAUACGCACUGAAUACUUAUUGUUUAUCUAGGAUCAGUGUUGCCUGUUAGAUCAUAAUAUAGUUACGUGGACAGGGAGACCAGAUCCUAGAUCAGCAUUCCUACUCUGAGACACUUUUUGAGUACGGGCCCAGAACCGACCUAGUCCCGUUCAGUGUCUUUACUCUGGAUAUCUCCUCUAGGUUCAUGGAGGACCUGCAGGCGGAGGUGCAGGAGAUGGAGUUCCUGCAGUUUUCCAAGGGCAUGGACACCAUGCGGCGGGAGGACUUUGCCGAGUGGCUGCUGCACUACACCAACGAGGAAGCCAACGAGGCCUACUGGGAGAACAUGAGGAAGAGGAUCCCUGCUGGCCAGGUAAAAAGGAACAUGGCCCUGUUCCACUGCUUUGAAAAAUCCACCCUUCCUUCUUUAAGGUCAUCACAGAUUAUUAGGGGUUGUGAUAGGUGAAAGCAAGGUUGCCAAUUGCCACCCGAUCAUUUUCCCCAAUCCAACCAAUUCAGAUAUGGGGUUACUUUAAUGAAGGAAGGAUGCAUUUUCUAUUCGAACAGGGCCAGGGAUAAUAUGCAGUCAUGUCAAUGUACCUUCAUGUUUAAGAAGUUGUGAAAUAUAGCACAUUUUGGGGGGGCUCUCAAGGGUUGACUUCUCAAUGUACGACUUGGACAUUUGUCCCUCUUCUCUUGUAGAGCAUCACAUUUGACGAGUUCAAAGCGUUCUGCCUAUUCACCAACAAUCUGGAGGACUUUGCCUUCUCUGUGAAAAUGAUAAGUGAAGCCAACCGACCUAUUGGAAUGGGUAAUUUUCAUUUCUACCUUGUUUUUAGUAGGAAGGGCACUUUGUAUGAAAGAUUCUAAUUCAUCAUAUUCAAACCAAGGACAUUAUCCUGAUAGUCUGUUUCCCUUCCAUUCUCCACAGUCCAAUUUAAGCGAGCUGUGAAGAUCGCCACAGGGCACGACCUCUCGGAGAACGUGCUGGACACUGUGUUCAAGAUCUUUGACCUGGAUGGUGAUAACUGCCUGAGCCACAAGGAGUUUAUCGGAGUGAUGGAGGACAGAGUACUGCGUGGCUUGAAGGUAAAGGGGGCAUUUAUCAGUUGGCAAUCACAUUAAAAUGUCUGUCAGGGCAUUAUUUGGUCUUGAGAUCCGCGCUUCACUCGAACUUUCAUGCAGGUCUCCAAUUUACUUGUAAAUAAUCAUUGUGUUGUGAGUUGCGGUCUCUGUAUGAAUUGUACUAUACAAGUUACGUUUCAGCCAAGGCUACACAAUCUGACCGAACCACCCCGUCCCACCCUCCAGGACACCUUUUCCUGUGUACUAAAGAACCUUUAAACGUGUCCUGGUGAUCAAGUCACUCUGUAAAGUUGAUUAACGUUAUUAUGUGAUGUUUGUAUUUCCCCAGGUGCAGCCCCAGCGUGGCAUCACUGAUUACUGGAAGUGUGUGAAGAGAGAGACACUGAAAGGGGCCCAAGAGGCCCUCCGGGACACAGGAAGCCCUUUCUGAGGGGUUAUGUCAUUGGAUUGAGAAGCUCCUUACGAGGGUUCACUGGGUGACUCCAAUGUAAAGCAUUGAUGGCUGACCACUAGUUGCUCAUUAUCACUUGAUAUUUGUCAAUGGAAUAUAAAUAUGGUCCUCAUGAACCAAAUCAAUAAGGGAUGAUACCAAAUUCAAUGUUUUUCAGGCUUCCUUUUUGUUUGUGAAAAUGUUAUUGCAAUAUACAUAAUCUACGGGUGAGUUUUUUGUUUACAAUAUGUUCUAAUUAGGCUUGGGCGAUAUACCGGGGUAUUUCCAAAUACCGACGGUAUGAUUUUCAAUACUGUGCUACGCCACUGCUUAUAGCUAGCUAGCUAUAAGUGUAACUAUAAGAAAUCUAAGAUGUGUCAAAUAAAUUAUAUCCAUCUUAGGGCUCCAGCUAUGCAUUUGGUU